AACGGUGCUUGAUGAGCGCCCUUUCUGGUCUCUUGUUGCCGGCGGGAGGUGGAUUCUGAAACUGGGUCUCUGCAGAGAGCAGGGGACAGGGCGGCAGCUGUGCAGCUACAUUAAGAAUCAACUAGAGUCAUGUGACUAGGCUCGGAACGGAAUAUGAGUUAUAAUUACAAUUUAAGUGGGGAAGUGGAUUGCAUGUUCUAAAUACCUGAACUGGAAACAAACUUCUUGAUUUACCUUCAAGAAAAUUGGGGAUUCGGAAGGUCGGGAGCUCGUAUGAACAUGGCGAACCUGCUGAAAACAGUGGUCACUGGCUGUUCGUGUCCUUUACUUAGCGGUUUUGGGUCCUGUAAGGUUCUACCUGGGAAGAAGGAGUUUUUACGAACAUUUCAUACUCAUCAGGCGCUGUGGAAUAAAUCCCCUGUAAAUCAAGGAAUUCCAUAUAAGCAACUGACCGUGGGAGUCCCCAAGGAGAUUUUCCAAAAUGAGAAGCGAGUGGCCCUGUCCCCUGCCGGCGUCCAGGCCCUGGUCAAGCAGGGCUUCAAUGUCGUUGUGGAGUCGGGGGCCGGUGAGGCGUCCAAGUUCUCAGACGAUCACUACAGAGCAGCCGGCGCCCAGAUCCAGGGGACCAAGGAAGUGCUGGCCUCUGAUUUGGUGGUCAAAGUGCGAGCCCCCAUGCUCAAUCCAGAAUUAAAUGCUCAUGAAGCAGACCUUUUAAAGAGCUCGGGAACGCUGAUUAGCUUUAUUUAUCCGGCCCAGAAUCCAGACUUGCUAGACAAACUUUCUAAAAGGAAAACCACCGUUCUAGCGAUGGACCAGGUCCCAAGAGUCACGAUUGCGCAGGGGUACGACGCGCUGAGCUCCAUGGCCAACAUCGCCGGUUAUAAGGCUGUUGUACUGGCAGCAAAUCAUUUCGGACGUUUUUUUACCGGUCAGAUCACAGCUGCAGGGAAAGUCCCUCCGGCGAAGAUCCUGAUAAUCGGCGGGGGUGUUGCCGGGCUCGCCUCUGCCGGGGCAGCCAAGUCGAUGGGGGCGAUUGUGCGAGGGUUCGACACGAGAGCUGCAGCUUUGGAGCAGUUCAAGUCUCUGGGUGCCGAGCCCUUAGAGGUGGACGUGAAGGAAUCUGGUGAGGGACAAGGAGGAUACGCCAAAGAGAUGUCCAAGGAGUUCAUCGAGGCUGAAAUGAAGCUGUUUGCUCAGCAGUGCAAGGAGGUGGACAUUCUCAUCAGUACCGCCCUCAUUCCAGGUAAAAAAGCUCCCGUCUUAUUCAGUAGAGAAAUGAUCGAGUCGAUGAAGGAAGGCUCUGUUGUCGUGGACUUGGCUGCCGAGGCUGGCGGCAACUUCGAGACCACGAGGCCAGGGGAACUGUAUAUUCAUAAGGGCAUUACACACAUAGGCUACACAGACCUCCCCAGCCGCAUGGCCACGCAGGCCAGCACCCUGUAUUCCAACAACAUCACCAAGCUCCUGAAGGCCAUCAGCCCUGACAAAGAUAACUUUUAUUUUGAAGUGAAAGAUGACUUCGACUUUGGUACAAUGGGCCAUGUCAUUAGAGGGACUGUGGUGAUGAAGGAUGGCAAAGUGAUUUUCCCUGCUCCCACACCCAAAAAUAUUCCUCAAGGUGCCCCAGCGAAGCCCAAGACGGUGGCUGAGCUGGAAGCCGAAAAGGCGGCGUCCGUGACUCCCUUCAGGAAAACGAUGACCACGGCUUCCGCCUACACGGCAGGGCUCACGGGGGUCCUGGGCUUGGGCCUUGCUGCUCCCAAUUUGGCCUUCUCCCAGAUGGUGACCACCUUUGGCUUGGCCGGCAUCGUGGGCUACCACACCGUCUGGGGAGUGACCCCCGCCCUCCACUCACCGCUGAUGUCUGUGACCAAUGCAAUCUCAGGGCUGACUGCAGUUGGCGGGCUGGCGCUGAUGGGAGGACACUUGUACCCUUCCACGACUGCUCAGGGCCUCGCUGCUCUUGCCACGUUCAUAUCCUCGGUCAACAUUGCAGGUGGCUUUCUGGUGACUCAGAGAAUGCUGGACAUGUUCAAGCGCCCCACGGAUCCCCCAGAAUACAAUUACCUGUAUCUGCUCCCCGCUGGCACCUUUGUGGGAGGAUAUUUAGCUGCCCUCUCCAGUGGUUAUAACAUUGAACAAAUCAUGUACCUGGGCUCAGGCCUGUGCUGUGUUGGUGCCCUGGCCGGCCUUUCCACCCAGGGAACUGCUCGUCUUGGCAAUGCCUUGGGCAUGAUUGGUGUGGCUGGAGGCCUGGCAGCCACGCUGGGCGGCCUGAACCCGAGCCCCGAAUUGUUGGCCCAGAUGUCCGGAGCGAUGGCUUUGGGCGGCACCAUGGGACUGACGAUCGCCAAACGCAUCCAGAUUUCCGACUUACCUCAGUUAGUGGCUGCCUUCCACAGCUUGGUGGGCUUGGCGGCCGUGCUGACCUGCAUAGCCGAGUACAUUGUGGAGUACCCACAUUUCGCCACGGACGCGGCAGCGAACCUCACCAAGAUCGUGGCCUACCUCGGGACCUACAUCGGCGGGGUCACAUUCAGUGGGUCUCUCAUUGCCUACGGAAAAUUGCAGGGGAUCCUGAACUCCGCGCCCCUGCUGCUGCCCGGGAGACACAUGCUGAACGCCGGCCUGCUGGCCACCAGCGUGGGCGGGAUCAUCCCGUUCAUGCUGGACCCCAGCUUCACCACCGGCAUCCUCUGCCUGGGCUCCGUGUCGGCGCUCUCCUCCGUCAUGGGCGUGACUCUGACGGCCGCCAUCGGGGGUGCAGACAUGCCUGUGGUCAUCACGGUGCUGAACAGCUACUCUGGCUGGGCCCUGUGCGCUGAGGGCUUCCUGCUCAACAACAACCUGCUGACCAUCGUGGGCGCGCUCAUCGGCUCCUCUGGUGCCAUCCUCUCCUACAUCAUGUGUGUGGCUAUGAAUCGCUCCCUGGCCAAUGUGAUUCUCGGUGGCUACGGCACCACGUCGACAGCUGGUGGAAAACCUAUGGAAAUUACUGGAACACAUACAGAAAUCAACCUCGACAAUGCAGUUGACAUGAUUCGAGAAGCUAAUAGCAUCAUUAUUACUCCAGGCUACGGUCUCUGUGCGGCCAAGGCGCAGUACCCCAUCGCCGACCUGGUCAAGAUGCUCUGCGCCCAGGGCAAGAACGUCAGGUUUGGAAUCCACCCCGUGGCCGGCAGGAUGCCUGGCCAGCUUAAUGUGCUGCUGGCAGAGGCCGGGGUGCCAUACGAUAUUGUGCUGGAAAUGGACGAGAUCAACCAUGAUUUCCCAGACACUGAUUUGGUCCUUGUCAUUGGAGCUAACGACACUGUCAAUUCGGCGGCUCAGGAAGACCCCAACUCUAUUAUUGCAGGCAUGCCAGUUCUCGAGGUCUGGAAGUCAAAGCAGGUCAUUGUCAUGAAGAGGUCCUUGGGCGUUGGCUACGCCGCAGUGGACAACCCCAUCUUCUACAAACCCAACACGUCCAUGCUUCUGGGCGACGCCAAGAAGACGUGUGAUGCCCUGCAGGCAAAGGUUCGAGAAUCAUAUGAGAAGUAACUUUCAGAGGUGACGCUGUUGUCUAAGGAAGCCACCUCUCCAGUCAUGGGAACAGGUGACGCGAGUGUCACUAGAAACAGCCGAUACACAUCUGGGGCAAAGCUCUUGGAAGAUAAGGAAGGCCCUGAGGAAAGCAAAGCAGACUCAGGGGGACUUUUCAAGAGCAACUAUCCCUCAGUUUUAAAAAAGGAUCGAAAAUUCUAAAUAUCUUUCUGUGCAUAUUUUUUUGGUGUUAUGAAUAAAGAGUAUUUUCUAAAAGGAGAAAGAGCAGCCUCAUUUUGUAUGUAUUCAAUUUGGAUUUUUAAAAAUUCCUGCUCAGUAGCCAGUAACGUUUUAAGAAAUUAAGUCUAGGAUUUGAAGAUUUAACCCAACCUGGAUCUGAAAAAUCCAAUGCGGCGUAAACAUCACAGGCACCUGUGUUUAUGGUUUUUCAACAAAUGUGACUAAUUUGAAACUUUCAUCGACUCCUGAGCCACCUCUGACCCCUAACCGUAAUCUGGAUCAUCCAUAUCACACUGGCUUCAGUUUUCCAGACUGUGCUUUCAAUUGUAGAUUUCUGGGGUGUGUUUUCUCACUUCUACUUUAAUUACUACAUUGAAGGAUGAGGUGAUCUUCCAGCGAUGCUGGAAGCAGUUAAAUCAUCCGCUUUGUGUGUUUCAUUAGAACACCAGUGAAACAUAAUGUGAAAUCAGUAUUAGUUGUAUUUUUUAAAACCCCAUUUGUAAUUGGAGCCCUCUUUAAUUUCAAUCAGUUUAUAAUGUGUAGUACUAUACUAAAGUGCACUUGAAUGGAAUUCAACUAUUUGCCUAAUAAAAUGAGUUCAUUAUGUUUGCA
This is a messenger RNA of Artibeus jamaicensis (Jamaican fruit-eating bat), 4374 nucleotides long. RefSeq names its product nicotinamide nucleotide transhydrogenase (gene NNT). Bases 274 to 3540 code for a protein of 1088 amino acids. Lineage: Eukaryota; Metazoa; Chordata; Mammalia; Chiroptera; Phyllostomidae. Gene Ontology annotation, biological process: proton transmembrane transport; NADPH regeneration. Gene Ontology annotation, cellular component: mitochondrial inner membrane. Gene Ontology annotation, molecular function: NADP binding; NAD binding. The transcript is spliced from 23 exons. The record is from RefSeq and is a predicted model, not a curated record.